Acanthosepion pharaonis is the source of this 1137-nucleotide messenger RNA. The record is from the annotation of a GenBank genome assembly. Lineage: Eukaryota; Metazoa; Mollusca; Cephalopoda; Sepiida; Sepiidae.
AUGACAAAUAUCCGGCGGGGGAGGGGAAACCCUGAAAAACUCCUUUCUCCCCGCUGCCAGUGUCAAUCUCGUUCGUUCUUUUAUUCUCUCGCAAAGUACUCGAUUUUGGUGUUUGGAUUAAAUUCGCAUAUGGAUAUGCAAAUAGCGUCACCCGUCACCCGUCACCCUCCCCCCCAAAAAAAACCCAGCUUAGCUUGUCUAUUGUGCGUUCACCCUACUCAGAUAAAUCAAUAUCAACUGGUUAAUGCGGGGCUCAGGAUUUCUCAACGUUCUUUUCUGUUAUUUGCUCUAAAUAUUCACUUUUUCGUCAUUCUCUUUCUACCAUUUUUUUUCUUUCUAUUCUCUCUCUCCAGACUCUUUUCUUUCAUAUUUCUCUCUCUAGAGACUUUUUUUUCUUUCGUAUAUCUCUUUCUCGAGACUUUUUUUUCUCUUUCGUAUAUCUCUCUCUCGAGAGAGAGAGACUUUUUUUUUCUCUUUCGUAUCUCUCUCUCUCGAGAGAGAGACUUUUUUCUUUUCGUAUCUCUCUCUCUCGAGAGAGAGAGAGACUUUUUUUUUUCUCUUUCGUAUAUCUCUCUCGAGAGACUUUUUUUUCUCUUUCGUCUCUCUCUCGAGAGAGAGACUUUUUUUUUCUCUUUCGUAUAUCUCUCUCUCUCUCUCGCGAGAGAGAGAGACUUUUUUUUCUCUUUCGUAUAUCCCUCUCUCUCUCUCUCGACUUUUUUUUCUCUUUCGUAUAUCCCUCUCUCUCUAGAGACUUUUUUUCUUUCGUAUAUCUCUCUCUCUCUCUCUAGAGACUUUUUUUUCUCUUUCGUAUCUCUCUCUCUCUCUCUCUCGAGACUUUUUUUCUCUUUCGUAUCUCUCUCUCUCUCUCUAGAGACUUUUUUUUUUCUUUUCGUAUCUCUCUCUCUCUCUAGAGACUUUUUUUUCUCUUUCGUAUAUCUCUCUCUCUCUCUCUCUCUAGACUUUUUUUCUCUUUCGUAUAUCUCUCUCUCUCUCUCUCUAGAGACUUUUUUUUUCUCUUUCGUAUAUCUCUCUCUCUCUCUCUCUCUAGAGACUUUUUUCUCUUUCGUAUAUCUCUCUCUCUCUCUCUCUAGAGACUUUUUUUCUCUUUCGUAUAUCUCUCUCUCUCUCUCUCUCUAG